Penicillium coprophilum is the source of this 2526-nucleotide messenger RNA. Its product is annotated as baculoviral IAP repeat-containing protein. Bases 1 to 2526 code for a protein of 841 amino acids. Lineage: Eukaryota; Fungi; Ascomycota; Eurotiomycetes; Eurotiales; Aspergillaceae. The transcript has 5 exons. The record is from RefSeq and is a predicted model, not a curated record.
AUGGGCUCAGAAAUGGAUACCUUUGCGGCCCGCCUGGCCAGCUUUGAUAUAGUGUUGAAGCCGGAGAAGCGCAGAUCUUCCGGCGCAAAAACACCCAAAGCAAUUACAUGGCCGCAUCAGCGACCUUCACCAGCUGAGUUGGCGCACGCUGGAUUCUACUACAAACCAUACGAGACAAACCCCGAUAACACAACAUGUUUCGCGUGCCACCGGGCUCUGGACGGCUGGGAGGAGGACGAUAACCCCGUUACAGAGCAUCUCAAGCAUGCACCCGACUGCGGAUGGGCCAUUAUGAUGGACCUCCAGCAAAGCAGCUCCAACCCCGCCUCGAUUGAAGACCCUACGGGCGACCGAAUCACACAAGCGAGACUGUCAACAUUUGGUACGGCAUGGCCCCACGACGGAAAAAAGGGCUGGAUGGUUGAAAGCGGAUGGUAUUUUUGCCCUACAGACGAGAGCGAUGAUCUAGCCAGUUGUGUUUACUGCAAGUUGUCUUUGGAUGGCUGGGAACCCAAGGACGACCCAUUUGACGAACACUAUCGCCGCUCCUCGGAUUGUUCAUUCUUUGUCUUUGCCCAGCCACCAGGAAAAAAGAGCAAAUCCACUCGUGCUAAGAAACCUCGGGUUUCCAAGGCGUCCUCGCGGCUUUCAACGCAAUCCGUUGAUCGAGCUACAUCUGAAGCACCCGAUAUUGAAAUGGAUGACUCGAUGGACCAGAGUAUCAUGUCCCAGGCCACCACCAAAUCCAAACCUACAAAGAAGGCAACCAAGAGCAAAUCAAAGCGUACCAAGAGCAAGAAGGAAGAAUCAGCGGAGGUAGAAAGUCAGAUUGAGGCCGAAAUUGAAGAAAUCGCCCAAUCGGAGUCUGUCAAACCCAAACGCACAGGCAGAGGAAAGAAGAGGGCCAGUGAGGAUAUUAAGGAUGAACCAAACCCUGUUACUAUGCUGGAAAGAGAGCUAUCGCAGCCGCCAGCAGGACCCCCGGCGAAGAAACGCGCUACAAAGACACGGAGUAGCAGCAUUGCUCGUAACUACAAUUACGAAAACAGUGACUCCGCAAUGGCAGAUGCGGAACCAGUGGAUGACAUUGCUUCGGAAGAAGAAACAGAUAGAGGUCGCAAGCCCACGAAAAAGAGUGUGUCAAAGGCUCGCAAGGUGUCCGAUGUGCCUGUUGCACCCAAAGUCCUGUCAAAGGCGCGAGCCCCUCGCGACUCGGAGAUCGACGCGGAAAUUGAAGCAGGCCUCGAAACAGGCCUCGAAGCAGAUAUCCCCAACCCUGCCGAACCCGAGCCCGAAUUCGAGGCAGAGCCCGCAGAGCCACGGGCGUCGAAGAAAACUAAAUCGAGCAAAAAGUCCAAGGCUGUGGCUAAAUCCCCCGAACUGAUCACGCGCGAUGAACUAGAGGAUUCCAGUGAUCACGCGGACCGUUCAGAUCCUUACGUGAAACCGGUCAAUGAUGAGGAGGCCGCCGAGUUGCCAGCCCCAAAGACCAAACCGGCAAAGGGAGCUAAGAAAAAAGGGACAAAGAAGACCAAGACUGAGGAGACGACAAAAGCACAGUCGCCAGAGCCUCGGGGAUCUUUAGCGUCAAGGGCUCCCGAUGUUCGGGAUGAUUCUGAGCGCCCUGACUCCUUCAUUUCCGUUGAGAUUGUCAGCAAGGAGCCGGAGCAUGCAUCAGAAUCCGAAGAAUCAAAGCCCAAGGCUGAACCAAAGAAGAUUUCCAAGAAGGAUAGCACAUCAACAAAAGAUAAAAAGUCCAAAAAAUCCGAGAAAAAAGCGGCACAACCUCCUGUUCUUGAUUCCCCAGUCCGGGCACACAGCCUCGAACCGUCGGCCGAGGAACAUGAUGAUGAAUUCGAGACUACAGAUGAUUUGCCUGACCAGCUUGAGGUGGUCAAUCCUCUCGUGGAGCGUUCUCCCUCCCCACCAGAAAUGUCUCCCGAGCCACGAUCUGAUCGGGAGACGCCCAGUCUACCGCCAAAGACCGUGAAACGGUACAGCGAUAUCCCUCACGAAGAGCAUUUUGCAGAGACCUUGGCCCAAAGCCAGACCUCCCCUCAUGAAGUGCACGAGUCUCGGAGGAGUUCAAAACGUUCCAACCGGGCAAUUUCACCACUCCUGUCAGCUCACCAAAACACUCCUUCGCUAUCACCCCAGUCGUCGGAUGCUGAAAACCGCCCCCCCGUCAUCGCGGCCCUCCGCAUCCCCACCCCGUCACCAUCCAAGCGCAACGCCAAUGGUGGAUUCGGACCUUCCGGACAUCCAUGGACACCAGUGGAUAUUGAUGACGUGCUGUUUGGAGAGGCUAGCGACAAGGAAAACGCAGAUUUAUCUGGGCUUUUCAAAGGCGUGAAGGGUGGCCUGACAAGCCCAGAGAAGAAGAUGACUGUCCAAGAAUGGAUCGCGUGGAACGCAAAGAAUGGCGAAGAACGACUGAAGAGAGAAUGCGAGCGACUUGUCAGCCAAUUCGAGAAAGAAGGUGGCCGAGCAAUGCAGCGGCUUGAAGCUAUCGAGUGCAUCGACUAA